Molecule: messenger RNA, 3129 nt
Organism: Pseudogymnoascus verrucosus
Lineage: Eukaryota; Fungi; Ascomycota; Leotiomycetes; Thelebolales; Thelebolaceae
Exons: 4
Coding region: 1-3129 (1042 amino acids)
Molecular function (GO): metal ion binding; acid phosphatase activity
Source: RefSeq, a predicted model, not a curated record
AUGAAGACAACAACAGCGCUAUUUGUGCUCAGCGCACUGUCGACCGCGACGAACGCAGUACCAGCCCCUGUGGUUGAUACUGUGUAUCCGUAUACCGGCCCCGAUGUCCCUAUUGGCGAUUGGGUUGACCCGACCAUCAAUGGCAAUGGCAAGGGCUACCAACGCCUCGUUGAGCCUCCUGCUGUCAAACCGGCUUCGGAAAACCCCACGAACAAUGUCAAUGUCAUAUCAUUGGCAUAUCUGCCAGAUGGAAUGAAUGUCCACUAUCAGACUCCGUUCGGUUUAGGUGUUGCCCCAUCUGUCAAAUGGGGUACUGAUCCUAGCAAGCUGGACCAAACGGCAACUGGAAAUUCUCACACAUAUGACCGAACUCCACCUUGCUCUCUUGUUUCCUCUGUCACCAUGUGUAGUCAAUGGUUUCACGAGGUCCCAAUCAAGAACUUGCAACCAGGCACGACGUACUAUUACCAGAUUCCUGCUGCCAACGGAACCACUGUUUCGGAUGUCGAGAAAUUUACUACAGCUCGUGCUGCAGGACAGGAUGGCGAGUUUUCUGUGGCUGUCCUAAACGACAUGGGUUAUACCAAUGCAGCUGGAACACUCAAGCAGAUGAGCCUCGCCGUCGACGAUGGAGUUGCCUUCGCUUGGCACGGUGGAGACAUCAGUUACGCAGAUGAUUGGUACUCUGGCAUCAUUCCCUGCGAAUCCAGUUGGCCGUUGUGCUAUAACGGCUCUUCUUCCCAGUUCCCUGGUGGCGUGGUCGACAACCCGGAUUACCUUGAGCCACUCCCCGAGGGAGAGGUUCCCACCCAAGGAAGCCCACGCGGUGGUGACAUGAGCUCCCUUUACGAGUCUAACUGGGAUCUUUGGCAACAAUGGACCAACACCAUUACUACCAAGGUGCCUUACAUGGUUCUGCCUGGUAACCACGAAGCAGCAUGUGCCGAAUUUGAUGGCGGCAAUCACGAAUUAUCUGCUUACCUCAACGAUAACAAGGCAAACUCAACUGGUAACUCUACGAACUAUCUCACUUAUUACAGUUGCCCAGAAUCCCAGAGAAACUUCACCGCCUAUAUGAACCGCUUCAAGAUGCCUGGAGAUGAAACUGGUGGCGUAGGAAACUUCUGGUACUCCUUCGACUACGGACUUGCUCACUUUGUUUCUAUCGACGGUGAAACCGAUUACGCGUACAGCCCUGAAUGGCCCUUUGUACGUGACCUUAAGAAUGGCGAAUCCCACCCUCUAGAGACAGAGACCUACCCUACAGACAGUGGACCUUUCGGCAGAAUCGAUGGCACCUGGCAAGAUAAUACCGGAUACGAGCAGUAUCAGUGGUUGGCAAAGGAUCUUGCUAGUGUCAACCGUACCAAGACUCCCUGGGUCAUUGCCAUGAGCCAUCGUCCAAUGUGGAGUUCAAGCACCUCGUCAUACCAAACGUAUAUCAGAGCAGCUUUCCAGAAUCUGAUGCUCCAGAAUGGUGUGGAUGCUUACCUCUCUGGCCAUAUUCAUUAUUAUGAGCGUAUGUACCCUCUUACGUCUACUGGAGCUGUCGACUCGGGCUCUGUCAUCGACCAAAACACCUACAGAACCAACCCAGGUGUUUCGAUGACGCAUAUUAUCAACGGCAUGGCUGGUAAUAUUGAAAGCCACAGUAUCCUAUCUGGAAAGAUACAGCCCAAGACCGCUGUCCUUGAUAUGACACACUACGGAUUCAACAAGCUCACCUUUUUCAAUUCUACUGCAAUGAAAUUCUCCUUCGUGCUUGGAAAGGAUGGCUCUAUUGCUGACGAAGUUACUUUGCUUAAGCCUAAGGCUGGUGUCAGCUCUACCAGCACCUCUGCCUCUGCCACUGCCACCACAAGCGGCCUUACCACCCUCACUAGUGGUACCAGCACGAAGACCUGCAUUCUCAGAACAUCUUCGACGACCAUUGGUUCUGCUUCUACCUCCGGAACGACCUCUCCUACUACCGUUGAUUCCUCCGCCACCGAUACUUCAUCCCCUACCACCGUUGAUUCCACCGCAACCGAUACUUCAUCCCCUACUACCGUUGAUUCCACCGCAACCGAUACUUCAUCCUCUACUAACGUUGAUUCCACCGCAACCGAUACUUCGUCUCCUACUACCGUUGAUUCUUCCGCGACUGGCUCUGCCUCUUCUACUACCGUUGAUUCUUCCGCAACCGAUACUUCUUCUCCUACUACCGUUGAUUCUUCCUCGACUGGUACUUCCUCUCCUACUACCGUUGACUCUUCCGCAACCGAGACUUCCUCUCCUACUACCGUUGAUUCUUCCGCUUCCGCAACGUCGUCCGGCGCUACUGAUACCGCAUCGUCCUACACAUCCUCAACGGUUUACACUACUGUCACAUCUAUCAUCUCCUCUUGCAAACCAACGGUUACAAACUGCCCUUACACCACGGCUCCUAUCACUGUAACAGAUACCAUCGUCGACUACACAACUUACUGCCCCGUUAGCGGAUCGUCUACCGGAACCGUCGUUCAGACUACCCAUACCCAGGCAGCCUCCAGCGAUGUUCCAUACACGACAUCUACUGUCUACAAGACGACCACGUCCACUAUCAGCGCCUGUGCCUCAACAGUAGUAGACUGCCCAUACACAACUGCCCCAAUUGUGGCUACCGUUGUCGUUGUUGAUUACACCACCUACUGCCCCGUCGCAACUGCUUCUGCAACUACCCCUGGGGGAAGUGUCGUGGCUGUCCCAGUUGGAACUGCUUCUGCAAUCACUCCUGAAGGGAGUGUCGAGGCUGUUCCCGUCGUAGGCGGCUCCGCAACAACCGCCGAGGGAAGUGUCGAGACCGUCCCUGUUGUCGGUGGCUCCGCAACCACCCCUGAGGGAACUGUCGAGACUGUCCCUGUCGCCGGUUCCGAGGCCACUGGCGAGGCUGGCGUUGUGACCGGUGCUGAGACAGUUGUUCCUGCUGGCCCCGAGGCUGUUGCUACGCCAGUUUCUUCCAAUGGCGCUGCGGCUGCAUCCGUUGCUCCUGUUGCCAACACAACCACUACUGUCGGUACUGUUCCAGUGCCUGGUGCGGCUGCCCGUGUUGGUACUGCUUCAUUUGCCGGUGCUGCUGGUCUUGUUGCUCUUAUUGCUUAUUUCCUAUAA